Molecule: messenger RNA, 1388 nt
Organism: Striga asiatica
Lineage: Eukaryota; Viridiplantae; Streptophyta; Magnoliopsida; Lamiales; Orobanchaceae
Source: the annotation of a GenBank genome assembly
AAGAUGUUCAAGGAGAUGCACCAAAGAGAAAGAAAAACAGGGCAAAUAUUAGAGAAGUAAAAAAAGGAGCCUUGUCCUUAGAAAUUAUUGUGAUUAACACUUUUCUCUUUCCCAACAACGCUUUUAUAGAACAAUGAAUCGUGUUUCUUUAACCUUGUUCACAUGUUUUCUCAUUAUCUUACUCAAAGUUAAAACAGACACUGAGGUUGAUGUAACGAUACUCGAAAGUGCUACAGCAAUUGGAGCAGUUUGUUUAGACGGUAGUCCGCCAAGCUACGCUAUGGAUCAGGGCUCUGGCUCUGGAAGCAGUAGUUGGGUGAUUUUUAUCGAGGGAGGCGGAUGGUGUUCGGUUAUAGCUGAUUGUGUUACGAGAGCUGGAACUUUUCAAGGAAGCAGCCUGUACAGAAAUAAGUUCCGAUUUACAGGAAUACUUGACGUCAACUCAGAAGUCAAUCCGGAUUUUUACAAUUGGAAUCGGGUUGCUCUUCUGUACUGCGACGGAUCUUCUUUCUUUGGAGAUGUUGAGUAUGUUGAUCCUCAAAACAAACUUUACUUUCGGGGCUCCAGAAUUUUCAAAGCUAUAAUCCAAGAGCUGGUCGCGAAAGGGAUGAAUUUUGCGGAUAAUAUUAUAUUUUCUGGGGGCUCAGCUGGUGGCUUAGCAACAAUUCUCAACUGCGAUACCCUCCGUUUUCUUGCACCCGAUGCAAAAAAAAUUAAAUGUGUAUCAGACUCUGGUUUCUUCUUGCAAGCUCCAAAUCUACCAGGGGCGACGCAAAGAGAAACUUAUUUCGGGCAUAUCGUUCAGCUACAUUGCCUUUUUCCUGAAAAUAUUGUUGAAGAUAUUCAAACGCCUCUGUUUCUCAUUGAGUCGUCAUUUGAUGCAUUCCAAGUAGAAAGCCAAUAUACACCAUAUGUUGGUGGUGGGAGAACAGAAUGGUACGAUUGUGUGAAUGUGAGUCUAUCGUUAUGCAACUCGACUCAGCUGGAGAAAUUGCAGGAAUUUCACACGACAUUCAUACAAACACUCCAAAAUUUGGUGUAUUCGCACUCCAGAGGAAUGUUUGUCCAUAACUGCUAUCGACAUGGCCAAAUCCUCGCAAACGAUGGCUGGAAGUUUUCCGACACCUUGGAAAAUAAAACAAUUGCAGAUGCAAUGAGGGACUGGUACUUUGAUGAUGCAGAUGCUUUUGUUUACAUAGAUACAACUAAUUCUCCAAGGAAUUGUACUCUUUGACUCUUUGUUUACAUAGUAAUAUAACUGAAGACCAACAGUUGUUGAAUAAUAGAGCCAUCAAUUAUUUGGAAAAUUUUCCCUCAAAUUCGAACAAGCAGUUUUACUAUGGGUAUGUAAUUAUUAAAUAUAUUUUAAUUUUUUAUCUAAGAAUUUG